This is a messenger RNA of Eublepharis macularius, 1896 nucleotides long. RefSeq names its product potassium inwardly rectifying channel subfamily J member 11 (gene KCNJ11). Gene Ontology annotation, biological process: potassium ion import across plasma membrane; regulation of monoatomic ion transmembrane transport. NCBI's taxonomy places the organism in Eukaryota, Metazoa, Chordata, Lepidosauria, Squamata, Eublepharidae. The record is from RefSeq and is a predicted model, not a curated record. The coding region runs from base 230 to 1429 and encodes 399 amino acids. Gene Ontology annotation, molecular function: ATP-activated inward rectifier potassium channel activity. The transcript has a single exon. Gene Ontology annotation, cellular component: plasma membrane.
CCUCCAUUCCAGCUCCGCCGCAAGAGCCGGAGAGGUCUGUGAUUGGCAUGCGCAGCUGGGCGCGGGGGCGCGGGCUGAAGGAGGCCAAGCGGCUGGGCCAGAGGAAUCGGCCGCGGCAGUCUGAGCGCCGGGACGACGGAGGGGGACCGGCCAGCCCCGAGGGCGCAUCUUCGCAGCGAGCAUGAGGCGCUGGUAGGCAGAGUGGCGGCGGGACGACCCCGGGCCAGCCAUGCUCACCAGGAAGGGGAUCAUCCCGGAGGAGUACGUGCUCACCCGCCUCGCCGAGGAUGUGCCGGAUCACACCCGCUACCGCGCCCGGGAGAGGAGGGCCAGGUUCGUGGGCAAGAACGGCGCGUGCAAUGUGGCGCACAAGAACAUCCGCGAGCAGGGCCGCUUCUUGCAGGACGUCUUCACCACGCUGGUGGACCUGAAGUGGCCUCACACGCUCAUCAUCUUCACGAUGUCCUUCUUGUGCAGCUGGCUGCUCUUUGCCAUGAUCUGGUGGCUCAUCGCCUUUGCCCAUGGGGACCUAGACCUGAGUACCCGGAUGCACCUGCAGGGUGACAGUGGGGGGCCUGGGGCGGGGGAGUUUGUGCCUUGCGUCACUGAGAUGCACUCCUUCACCUCGGCUUUCCUCUUUUCCAUCGAGGUGCAGGUGACUAUUGGCUUUGGGGGUCGCAUGAUGACUGAGGAGUGCCCAGCUGCCAUCCUCAUCCUUAUUGUGCAGAACAUCGUGGGGCUAGUGAUCAAUGCCAUCAUGCUGGGCUGCAUCUUCAUGAAGACCGCACAGGCUCACCGGCGAGCUGAGACACUCAUCUUCAGCAAGCAUGCUGUGAUCGCUCUCCGGGAGGGCAAGCUCUGUUUCAUGUUGCGCGUGGGGGAUCUGCGCAAGAGUAUGAUCAUCAGUGCCACCAUACGCAUGCAGGCGGUGAAGAAGACCAGCACCCUGGAAGGUGAGGUGGUGCCCCUCAACCAGAUUGAUAUCCAGAUGGAAAACCCAGUCGGGGGCAACAAUAUCUUCCUGGUCUCCCCACUGAUCAUCUACCAUGUGAUAGAUAAGAACAGUCCUCUGUAUGAGAUCUCUCCAGCCAACCUUCAUCAUCACGAGGACUUGGAAGUCAUAGUGAUCCUUGAAGGGGUGGUGGAAACCACGGGCAUCACCACCCAAGCCAGGACAUCCUACCUGGCUGAUGAGAUCCUCUGGGGGCAAAGGUUUGUGCCUAUUGUGACAGAAGAGGAUGGGCAGUAUUCAGUGGAUUACUCUAAAUUUGGCAACACUAUGAAGGUUCCCACCCCUAACUGCACUGCCAAGCAACUGGAGGAAGACAGGAGCAUCAUGGACACCAUCCUCUUGUCACCUAGAGGCACCAUAAGGAAAAGGUCUGUUAGGUUAAAGCCCAAAUUUAGUAUAGCCGAUGAGCCUUCCUGACACCACAUAGACCAGGCUCUUGAGUCUCACUAAUGCAAUAAAUAUACACUAUUAUGGCCUCUAUUUCUGUUAUUCAGGUUACUUUACAAGGUACAUAAGAUAUUGUUUCGUGCAAGACAGCUAAUGAAAAGUGGGCAUACGUAACCAUUCUGACUUUCCUAUUUAUUUGCACAAUCAUUUAGGGUGGAUAAACUAAAUAGAAAAAAAUGCCUUUUCCUGUGAAUUUUUUCUAUGUAUUGAUUGGGCUGUGUUAUUUAUGCUCUUACAUUGCAAAAACUUGAUCUAAUGUUUGUAACUGUUAUAUAAAAACAUGUCUCCCUCCCAAUACAGAAAGGGAGUUUGGUUCCAUUGAAUUUAUAACAAGAACAUCGCCUGUCAUUAUUUAUGAUAAAAGGCAGACGGUAGUUCCAAAGGUGCCUGUUUAAGAUAAAAUAUGUCUUAAAGAAAUAAAUGUUCAUAUUACUUUA